Molecule: messenger RNA, 1545 nt
Organism: Cydia amplana
Lineage: Eukaryota; Metazoa; Arthropoda; Insecta; Lepidoptera; Tortricidae
Gene: ninaB
Product: carotenoid isomerooxygenase
Exons: 13
Coding region: 1-1530 (509 amino acids)
Biological process (GO): retinal metabolic process; carotene catabolic process
Molecular function (GO): carotenoid dioxygenase activity; beta-carotene 15,15'-dioxygenase activity
Source: RefSeq, a predicted model, not a curated record
AUGGCUGCAUGUAAAGAUAAACUGUAUCCCAACUGCGAUCCGACUGUAUGGCUCCGAUCCUGUGAGGAGGAGGUCACUGAACCAUUGGAAGGACAAAUUACAGGUGAAAUUCCAUCGUGGGUACGCGGUAGCCUGCUGCGGAACGGGCCUGGCUCACUCCAAGUUGGCUCCGAGAGGUUCGACCACCUGUUUGACAGCUCUGCCCUGCUGCACAGGUUUGCUAUCCACGAUGGGAAUGCUACAUACCAGUGCCGUUUUCUGCAGUCUAACACCUACAAGCGUAACCAGGCGGCGCGGCGUAUCGUCGUCACGGAGUUCGGCACCAGCGCGGCCCCUGACCCGUGCCACACCAUUUUUGACAGAGUUUCAGCACUUUUUGAUCCUGGAGAGUCAAUGUCGGACAACGCCAUGAUUUCUUUGUACCCAUUCGGUGACGAGAUGUAUGCCUUCACAGAGGGUCCAGUCAUUCACAGGGUGGACCCGGUAACGCUGGACACGCUGGGGCGGAGGAACCUGAUGAAGAGCCUUGCGCUAGUUAACCACACCUCGCAUCCCCACGUCAUGCCCAACGGAGACGUGUAUAACGUGGGCAUGUCCCUCGUAAAAGGACGCCUGCAGCAUGUCGUGGUCAAAUUCCCAUUCACUGAAAAAGGGGAUAUGUUCGAGCAGGCUCGCAUCGUAGGCAGCAUGAAACCACGGUGGCCCUUACACCCCGCAUACAUGCAUACGUUUGGAAUAACGGACAACUACUUCGUGAUAGUAGAACAGCCGCUAUCGGUGUCCCUGGUGAGCGUGGUGCGGAGCCAGCUCUCGAACAAGCCCCUAGCCCGGAGCUUGCAGUGGUACCCGCAGCACGAGACACACAUAGUCCUAAUAAGUCGAAAAACUGGGAAAGAAGUAACGCGAUACCGGACUGACACCCUGUUUUACCUCCACAUCAUCAACUCGUAUGAGCAGGACGGCAGGCUGAUCGUCGAUAUUUGCGCGUAUAACGAUGCUAAGGUGAUAGAUGCUAUGUACAUCAAGGCCAUUGAAUCGAUGCAAAGCAACGCAGACUACGCGGAGUGGUUUCGCGGAAGGCCCAAGCGGGUAGAGAUCCCGCUGGACGCCCCGCGGCUCACGCGCGUCGCGCCCCGCCUGCUGGCGGGCCUAGGCUGCGAGACGCCCAGGAUACACUACGACCUACACAAUGGAAAGCCCUAUCGUUUCUUCUACGCGAUUAGUUCAGACGUCGAUGUCGAAAACCCCGGACUGAUCAUCAAAGUGGACACGGCGACGAGUGAGAUUCGGACGUGGUGCGACGUGGACUGCUAUCCCAGCGAACCCAUCUUCGUACCGCGGCCAGGCGCUAAGGCAGAAGACGACGGCGUGUUGCUGAGCGCGGUGGUGCGCGGUGCGGGCGACUCGCGCGCCGUGGCGCUCCUAGUGCUGGAGGCCGCAACCUUACAUGAGCUGGCACGCGUCACGUUCCGCACGCCUUCGCCUGCGCCCAAGUGCCUGCACGGCUGGUUUCUACCCGAGCGCGUUUAGAGCCAGUUGCGCCUA